AUGACUUCCAGAUCCACCGUGAGAAGCCAAAGCAGCAGCCGUAAAGUCUUCAGGGCCGGCUCAGCCAGAGUCCCUGGGGUCGGCCGCUCUGGCUUCUGCAGCGUGCCCGUGUCCCGCUCCAGGGGCAGUGGUGGCCUCGCUGGAGUGGGUGGAGGAGCUAGCUUUGGCAGCCGCAGCCUCUAUGGCGUGGGGGGCUCAAGGAUCUCCUUCGGAGGGGGCAGCUAUGCCCUCGGUGGUGGAUAUGGCGGCAGAGCUGGAGGUGGCCUUGGCUUUGGAGGCGGAGCCAGGAGUGGGUUUGGUUUCGGCGGUGGAGCUGGUGGUGGCUUUGGGCUCGGUGUUGGAGCUGGCUUUGGUGGUGGCUAUGGGGGCUCUGGCUUCCCCGUCUGCCCCCCUGGAGGCAUCCAAGAGGUCACCAUCAACCAGAGUCUCCUGACUCCCCUCAACCUACAAAUUGACCCCACCAUCCAGCGGGUACGGAAAGAAGAGCUGGAGCAGAUCAAGACCCUCAAUGACAAGUUUGCCUCUUUCAUUGACAAGGUGAGCCGGGGGCUGCAUCUGGUCCUUGUGGUUGGGUUGGCAGGAAGUUUUGGAGAGGCCCCGGCCAGAGCACAGCAGUCACCCAACAACCUCCCUGUGGGAAAAUGCAUCCGCUCAGCAAGCAUCUCCCGGGGGCAGAGGUAUGAGGAUGAAGUUAACAAGUGCACGGCUGCUGAGAAUGAGUUUGCGGCUCUGAAGAAAGACGUGGACGCCGCCUACAUGAACAAGGUGGACCUGGAGGCCAAGGUCAACUCUCUGACCAAAGAGACCAAUUUCCUCCAGGUGCUCUUUGAGGCAAAACCGUCCCAGGUGCAGACCCGGGUCAGUGACACAUCGAUGGUCCCGUCCACGGACAACAACUGCAGCCUGGACCUGGACAGCCACAAGCCUCAGGAAUCAUGUGAGCAUCCCCGUUUCUUUCAACUUGGCAGGAGCCAAGUUGAAAACUUCUGGUGGCAUCAGUACGAGGAGCUGCAGGUCAUGGCAGGCCGGCCCGGUGAUGAUCUCUGCAACACCAAACAAGAGAUCUCUGAGACGGACCGGAUGAUCCAGAGGCUGAGAGCCGAGAUCGACAACGUCAAGAUGCAGUGUGCCAGCCUGCAAACAGCCAUCGCCAACGCAGAACAGCACGGAGAACUGGCCCUCAGGAAAGCACGGGCCAAGCUGGUGGACCUGGGGGAGGCCCUGCAGAAGGCCAAGCAGGACAUGGCGCAGCUGCUGCGUGAGUAGGAGCUCAUGAACAUCAAGCUGGCCCUGGACAUGGAGAUCGCCACUUACAAGAAGCUGCUGGAGGGCGAGGAGUGCAAAUAUGAAGAGGAGCUCUCCCUGCAGCCCUCUGCUGAGAAUGAGUUUGUUGCCUUGAAGAAGGAUAGGGACACAGCCUUCCUGAUAAAGGCUGACCUGGAGACCAACGUGGAAGUUCUGGUCCAGGAGAUCGACUUCCUGAAAAGCUUAUAUGAAGAGGAGAUCAGCCUGCUGCAGUCUCAGAUCUCAGAGACCUCUUCCAUCAUUGUGAAGAUGGACAAGAGCCAGGAGCUGGAGGCAGAUGGCAUCGUUGCCCAGAUCGAUGCCCAGUACGACGAAAUCGCCAGCCGCAGCAAAGCCCAAGCAGAGGCCUGGUACCAGAGCCGGUAUGAGGAGCUGCGGCUGACAGCCGGGACCCACUGUGACAACCUCCACAACUGCAAGAACGAGAUUCUGGAAAUAAACAAGCUGAUCCAGUGGUUGCAGCAAGACAUUGAGAACGUCAAAGCCCAGCGCUGCAAACUGGAGGGUGCCAUAGCCGAGACACAGCAGCAGUGGGAGGCGGCCCUCAACGACGCCAAGUGCAAGCUGGCUGGGCUGGAGGAGACCCUGCAGAAGGCCAAGCAGGACAUGGCCUGCCUGCUCAAGGAGUUCCAGGAGGUGAUGAACUCCAAGCUGGGCCUGGACAUCGAGAUCGCCACCUACAGGCGCCUGCUGGAGGGCGAGGAACACAGGCUGUGUGAAGGUGUUGGGCCCGUGAAUAUCUCUGUGAGCAGCUCCAAAGGCACCAUCCUCUACGAGCCAAGUGUGGUCAGCACACCCAUGUACUGUCCAGGGGACACCAGUGUCCUCAAGAACAGCGGGAGCUGCAGCAUCAUGGGUACCAGUGAAAUCUACAUCCCCUGUGAGUCCCAUGGGCUACUGGGCUGUGGAAGCAGGCGGAGCUUCAGCAUGAAGCUAGGGGCUGGGGGUGGCUCCUCCUGCCACAACUGUUAG
Messenger RNA from Mesoplodon densirostris (Blainville's beaked whale), 2277 nucleotides. Its product is annotated as keratin, type II cytoskeletal 6A-like. Gene Ontology annotation, biological process: keratinization; intermediate filament organization. The record is from RefSeq and is a predicted model, not a curated record. NCBI's taxonomy places the organism in Eukaryota, Metazoa, Chordata, Mammalia, Artiodactyla, Ziphiidae. Gene Ontology annotation, cellular component: keratin filament. Gene Ontology annotation, molecular function: structural constituent of skin epidermis.